AUGGAGAGCUUUUCUUUAUCGAUUAUGGCGUUUGAUCGACUGGUUGCCAUCAGUUGUCCUUUUCGGUACCACACGGUGAGUCCUCUCCCUCACUGUUACUCAACAGUGAAGUACACUUUCUGUGACUAUGCUGCCAUAAAAAUGGCCAGCACUUGUUUGACCCACUUGAUUGUGGUAACAUGUUAUUACUCACAAUUAUUUAUCGCCGUUGUCCUCACCAGGUUAGGUGUGGUAUUAACUCUUGAGGCCCGCCAUGGCUUAAUGAUCGGGUCUGCCCUCGGCCCAUCACUUGUCAAUCCUUUUGUGUACUGUUUAAGGACAAAAGAAAUUAAAAGUAAGAUCUUUAGGGUAUUCAAAAAAGUUGUGACAUCUCAGUAG
Molecule: messenger RNA, 378 nt
Organism: Xiphias gladius (swordfish)
Lineage: Eukaryota; Metazoa; Chordata; Actinopteri; Istiophoriformes; Xiphiidae
Product: olfactory receptor 6S1-like
Exons: 3
Coding region: 1-378 (125 amino acids)
Biological process (GO): G protein-coupled receptor signaling pathway
Cellular component (GO): membrane
Molecular function (GO): olfactory receptor activity
Source: RefSeq, a predicted model, not a curated record